Molecule: messenger RNA, 3004 nt
Organism: Mycotypha africana
Lineage: Eukaryota; Fungi; Mucoromycota; Mucoromycetes; Mucorales; Mycotyphaceae
Exons: 7
Coding region: 1-2814 (937 amino acids)
Molecular function (GO): hydrolase activity
Source: RefSeq, a predicted model, not a curated record
AUGUUGAAUAAAACUGGUGUGAUUUGGCUGGUUAUCAUCAUACUGUGCUCAUUGCGAGCAUGUAAAUUAUAUUUAUCUUCGACAAAAGAAUUACGGCCUGAAGAAUACAGUAACUGGAUCUCAGCAAAGAAACGACUUCUACAGCAGCAGCAGCAGCAGCAACCAAUAGCAGACAUUUAUGCUAAUAGUGAUAGAAACGACUCGAUAACACUUGGAACAGAGCCUAAUAAUUUAUUCUAUUUCAUACAUGUUACAGAUUUACAUCUAUCUCGGUUCAGACCUAAAGGACACACCUAUCAUUUUUUGCAUUUUAUACAAUCUAUUUUACCCGUAGUCAGACCAAAAUUCGUGGUUGUCACGGGUGAUCUCACAGAUGCCAAAGACAGCAAACGCAUCACUUCUCAACAAUAUUUGGAUGAAUGGAAAGUCUAUCAAAAAGCCAUUCAAGAAAAAGUACCUGAAGACAUGGGAUGGUACGAUAUCCGCGGCAAUCAUGAUUGUUUCGAUUUACCGUCGUGGAAGUCCCGUAUUAACUACUAUAGAACACAUGGUAAAAGUGCUGGCUUAGUGGAGCAAGGCAAAGGAAUAUACUCUUGGCAAGUCAAUCAACCUAUGGGGAAUUACCAAUUUGUAGCAAUCGAUGCCUGUCCCAAAAAAGGACCUUCGAGGCCAUUGAACUUUUUUGGUUAUCUAACAUCAAAAACAAUGGAUCAGCUUGAAAGGGCAUUGAUAUCAAAAAAACAUUUUAAUCAUACAUUUUUGUUUUCACACUACCCUACAACAACAAUGGUCUUUGGUACUUCCAAAACAGGCAAAACGUUUAAGGAUCUAGCUUAUCAUUAUAGUGUUUACUUUUGUGGUCACUUACAUAAGUUAAUAGCAGGUAUUGGUGAUGUUCUCAAGUCCUAUGAUCCUAUUUCAAAAUCACUUGAGCUAGAGCUGGGUGAUCUAAAAGAACAUGCACUAUACAGAAUUGUCGCCAUUGAUCAUGACCUGAUCUCUUUCGUUGACUUACAAUUACCCCUAGAUAAGAUACCAAAAAAGGGCCCUGUCAACGCAAUAGGCCUUGUUCAACCUUUCGAUGAUACUUCCAACAAUAUCAUCUGGCCUCAACUUGUACAACCUCACCAACCUUCAAUUUUAGUCACUAAUCCUAAAGAUGCUCGCUUCGCCAUUCCUUCUAAAGAACCGUUAGAGCGAAUCCGUGCCAGCACAAAUAUUCGAUUCUUAGUAUUCAGUAUACAGCCUCCAGAAGAAUUGAAGGUGCAGGUCUUUAUUAAUGAUGAACCGCAUGACAAAGAGGCAGUAUAUGCAGGUGACAAUCUCUGGACCGUACCAUGGAACCCAGCCAAUCUAUCAGACAAAAAGACACAUCAAUUGAGAAUUCAGGUGACAGCGUUACCAAGAGAGGGACAGCAGUUGCCACCAUCCAUUUCUGAAACAAUAUUUAGGUUAGACGGUCAUCGGGUAAAGAUUAAAGGUGGUUCUGGUGAAUUCAUCAUUAAGUCAAAAAUGAUUACUGUGCUGCAAUGUAUUACUUUCUUCGCAAUCUUCAAAAUGUUCCUCUUAUUAUUGAUACCCAAGCUAUUUACGAUACCCUCAGCACCCACGAAGCAGCAGCACCAGUUGCUAUUACGCAUUCAUGCAAUUGAACUACUUCCUAUUCCAUCCUUUUACUCAAAUCUCAAAAAAACCAUCCUCAUAUGGUCUUUACGUUUUGUUAAUUUUGCUUGUGAGCAGCCUAUCGUUUGGCAUGCCACUCUUAUUUAUCUUCUUGCUCUCUUAACUUUGCCUUGGUUCCGUGCUAAAUUCAUUCCUUCCGGAGAUAGUGAAGAAGAGCGUUAUGGUACAUUUUAUUUAUGGGGCAUGAUGUUUGGUCAAGAAUGGAUUCCCAUAGGUGAUACCUGGAUGUUAGCUGCCGAACAAGUGGUGUUUGAUGUCUUGGUGUUUUUUCUUAUCCUAGCAUGGCGCGAAACAGGGGUCGUCGAUUAUCAAUGCCCUGGUGCUACUUUGCUUCGACAACAAGAACCAGUUUUUGAUGCGAAUGCUACGAAUACUGUUACUGCCGCUGGGGACAGCCUCCAACAGGAAUAUUUAGUAGAUGAAACAACUACAACAUCCUUAACCAGCACUAACAGAAGAUUGGCAAAUCGUACCCCGCGCCGUUGUCGACGUCCCUGGAAUGAAAUGCCUUUAUCGAAAGGAUUACCACUUCUCUAUUGGUUAUGGAGAGCUAGUGAAUUGAUGGCGCUCGCUUCAUUUUAUGGCGGUAUCUGGCCCACACUUAUUUUAAAUAUGAAUGUUUAUUGGAUGUUCUUCAUUGGUUAUCAACUGGGCUGUGGAAAACAUGGGAUUCUUGUCUCAACAGCGUCCUCGUUAUCAAGGAGACAUGUACAGAAACGCAGACGCGGAGAGAACAGCAAUAGUGAUUUCGUUAGCAGUAUCAUUGUAGAAGGGUGUCCAGGGUGUCAGAAGAGUUAUUAUUAUACAAUGUUGUCAGAAAAACUGAAUCAUCAUCAACCGGAUGAUGGUAAAUUCAAUCCUAACGCUAUUUAUGGUAACAGUCAGAGCGAUUCUGACUCUCAAAUAGCUCCCCUUCAUAGUGGCUGCGCUUCAUCAGUCGAUGAUCUGACUUUAACCCAAGAAGAAGAACAACUUACUCAUGGACAAAAAGUGGGAGACGUUUCUAUGGUUCAGUCUAAUCUAAGUACUCAUACGAGUCGACAUUAUAGUGGCAGCAGUAGUAGUGGAAGUAGUACUCCAUUUGACGGACUCCCUUCUAUCAAAAGCCGAAAGCGAAUAUCCAAAUUUUGAUAAUAUAGUUAUACGACGAACGAGGUAGAUGAGACGACAUAUCGCUUGUUGCAUGUAUUUUCUUUUCCUUUUUUGAUCUCGAUAGAACAUUGGCAUUGAUUUUAAAAAAGCUUUGUCAUUUGCUAUAUGAGCUGCUUAUUUGCUGUUACAUACGACGAAUGUCUUAUGCAUGUAUGAAAUUGGUCUGUUU